Poecilia reticulata (guppy) is the source of this 1420-nucleotide messenger RNA. RefSeq names its product ADP-ribosylation factor-like 6 interacting protein 5a (gene arl6ip5a). Lineage: Eukaryota; Metazoa; Chordata; Actinopteri; Cyprinodontiformes; Poeciliidae. Gene Ontology annotation, cellular component: membrane. The record is from RefSeq and is a predicted model, not a curated record. Gene Ontology annotation, biological process: negative regulation of transport.
UUGAGCUUGAAGUUUCAUCUGUGUGUUUUUCCUCUUGGUUCUGCUGGACUGAGCUGUCAGAGGAAAAUAACCCACAGGACUCUAAUGGCUAAAGUAGAGGUGGCACCGCUGAGGUCGUGGGAUGACUUCUUCCCCGGCUCGGAACGGUUCGCUAAACCGGAUUUUGGAGAUAUGGCAAGAUGGAACAACCGAGUUGUCAGCAACCUGCUUUAUUAUCAAUCUAAUUACCUGGUGCUCGCCAUUGCUGUUUUCUUCAUUGUCGGGUUCCUCAACCCCGUGGGGAUGCUCACUGCCAUUGCCGUGGUGUCGGCCGUCUUCCUGGGCUCCGUCUGGGCCGGAGAGAACCGAGCCGUGAUCAAGAACUUCAAGAGGCAGAACCCCACGGCGUUCGUGAUCGCCGUCAUGGUGGCCAGUUACAUGCUGAUUUCUCUGCUCGGCAGUGUCAUGACCUUUAUGACGGCAAUCACUUUACCUCUCGUUUUGAUAGUCGCACACGCUUCCUUUCGCCUGCGCAACAUGAAGAACAAGAUGGAGAACAAGAUGGAAGGCGCGGGGCUGAAGAGAUCUCCGAUGGGCCUUUUGCUCGAGGCUCUGGGACAGCAGGAGGAAAACCUCCUUAAGAUUCAGACUUUACUGGAGGAAAAAAUGAAGGAGUAGCGGCCACGUUUCUGCAAAAUCCAACAACUUUUAAGUUUCUCUAUUGUCUGGCAUGUUGACGAUAAACGAAAGACUGCAAACCAACAAACGUUAUCUCCUCCUUCAGGGUAUCUCGUGACACUCCGGUCUAAACUUGUCAGGGGUGCUUCUCUCGCUGCCCCGUCCCUCCCAGCCCUCGCACAGCUAUGCAAAUCAUGUCCCGUUGCAAGCUGCGAAGCCUCUUGUUUAUGAAAUCUGUGUUUAAUCAGUCUCGCAAAGUCCUCCGUUUGCACUCGAGUUGAAAUUGUGAAAGCGGCACGCAAGUGUUGCAGUUUCAACCGAGGCUGAAAAGUGCUCGCUCAACACGCGUCGCUGCCAAGACAACGGAGCGCUUCGAGUUCACGGAGGAGGAAAACUCUUCACAUUUUCGAGUGGAACUGUUUACAUCGGCCUGGAGUUGGACUGGAACCAGCAAGCUGCAAAACAGAGAGAAUCAUGCAAAAAGAGCGAGUCCUGCUGUGACUUCAGUCUGAUCACUUUUGUCAAUACUUGAAAGGGAAAACUUGAAAGGAAUUCUCCUGACCUCUUUAAUCUUGACAGUGCCUCGAUGGUGAUGGAUGGGCUAACGCUGACAUGCUAAUCGAUGACCGUGCUGCAGAUUAUGGAGCAUUUCUGACAGAGUGGAUUCAUCUGUUGUCAAUAAGGCCCUGAACUCAGAUCAGAUACUUUGAUGCUGCUCCGUCUAAAACGGAGUCCAGAUAACAAGAAUACACUUGUGGAAAAA